UUUUGUUGCAUCUAUGCACAUUUUUAUAGCUUUCCUCAUAUUUUCAUUUGCUAUAAAUCUGUUACUAAAAAGUGUUUUACGAAAUGACUAGCAAUUCAUGAAUCACGAAGUACGUAAGAUGUAGGGCACGCAACCAGAUGAGUGCGUCCCUGAAUGAUCCAAGUUGUGUGCGACGAUGGUAUGGCGUGUACCUCAGUAUUCGCGCGUACGCAGAGGCCGUAUAUGGUAGUGGGCGGUAGAAACGUGCCGCAGAGGAACGCAACAAGCGUUGCGCGGGAUACGCAUGCGCAAACCGUGUACUGCGCAUGCGCCCGAGCGAAGAAAUCUACGGGUAGCUUGUCGCGGCACAUACACGGCCGAUGCAGUAGAGCCGAGAAUCCCGUAGCGAGUAAUCAAGUAACUGCGAUGUGUGAUAAUACUAACACGACGACGCAGAGUAUAGCGGACUAUCUGUCACAGUUACUAAAAGACAGAAAGCAGUUAGCUGCUUUCCCUAAUGUCUUUAUACAUGUAGAGCGCCUACUAGACGAAGAAAUCGCAAAAGUUCGGGCGAGUCUCUUCCAAAUCAGUGGCGUAAAAAAGGAACCACUGGUUUUGCCAGAACCAGAAGGCGAAAUCACGACACUAACAGAGAAAGUUUAUGUGCCCGUCAAAGAACAUCCAGAUUUCAACUUUGUUGGAAGAAUUCUUGGGCCACGCGGGAUGACGGCUAAACAAUUGGAGCAAGAAACAGGAUGUAAAAUAAUGGUCCGGGGGAAAGGUUCCAUGAGGGACAAAAAGAAGGAAGAGUUAAAUCGCGGCAAACCAAACUGGGAACAUCUGACGGAUGAACUGCACGUUCUAUUGACAGUCGAAGAUACGGAGAAUCGUGCCACGUUAAAACUUGCCAGAGCUGUGGAAGAAGUCAAGAAACUCCUUGUUCCCGUGCAGGCUGAUGGCGAGGAUGAGCUUAAAAAACGACAAUUAAUGGAGCUCGCUAUUAUAAACGGUACCUAUCGGGAUUCCAAUAUGAAAGUUGCUGCAGCCACAGCAUUUGAUAUUUCAGCUUGCGACGAAGAAUGGAGACGUGUGGCAGCAGCUGCAGCAGAAACACAGCGGCUGCUUCCAGGCUUAGCCACGCCAAUGAGAACGCCCAGCGCUCCAUUGGGAGCACCGUUAAUUCUCUCACCACGGAUAUCUGUCCCAACAACUGCAGCAUCUCUUCUGAAUGGCUCAGGUCCACCAGGAUCUCUUCUCUCUGCUGGUGAUCCUCAUGGCUUAAUCUACACGCCAUAUGCCGAUUAUGCCAAUUAUGCAGCCCUGGCAGCCUCACCUCUUCUCACGGAAUACACCACUGCUGAUCAUUCUGAUCAAGACGUGAGGAAAAUACUCAAAUUAUCAUCUUUAUUCUAUUAAAUGGAAUGUCAUAUUUUUCUGUUAGUGCUUGAUAGCGACUCUCAAGACCUACUUUUUAAAAAACAACAUUUCUUUGAAAUUCUAAGGAUUCUAUAGAAAGUAAUCCUACUCAGAAAGUAUAUUGGGCACUCUAUGCUUAAUGAUAUUAUUCAAGCCAUUGUUAUAAGAAUACUCUUUUUACAUUUGAUUUUUUUGGGGUUGAGGUAACAUAAAAAGGAAUGUUCUCCGCAAUCAAACCAAAAAACCCAUACAUACGUAUAUCUGUUUAUGUGUGUACUGUAAUGAUAUUCAAUAGUACCAGUUGUUUCGUCGCAUGUGUAACUGGUUGUUAUUUUAUUAUUAUCAAUAUUAUUAUUAUUAUUUUUUAUUACUAUAAGCUAUUAAUGAAAUUAUUGAUAUUAUUACUGUUUUUGUUAUCACGAUCAUCAUAUCGUUAAAUAUUAUGAUUUUUAUUGCUAUUAUUAUAUCUUCCAUUAUCAUCAUCAUCAUCAUCAUCAUUAUCAUUUUAAUUCAAACUUAUCAUUAGGUACUAAAAAAAGCAAUAUACAGAUUAGUAGGAAAAUUAUAAUUAUUUUGGCCAUUAUCGGUUAGUAAAAAAUUAAUAUAUAUAACUCGAUAAUUGUGCAGGUAACAAUGUUAGUUGGUAUGUACUACUUUUAUUAUGACAUUUAAUGUCUAUAUGGACAGAAUCAAAUCAAUCAUUUACUAGUCGUGUCAGUUCUGAUAAUUAUUUAAUGUUAAUUAUAAUCAGAAUUAAUUCAAUACUCGUCUCGAAAUAAUGAAUUAACAGUAAGUAAUAGAGUUCUAUAAUGUAGCAUACGAUAUGAGCAGGAAAAUCUUGUAAUUUAAAAAGAAGAAUUAUUUCUUGGUAGACAAAAAUACCAAACAUGUAGGAUCAUAUCUUUAGUAUACUUUAGCUCGAGCCGGUAUUCGAACAGGAAAGGCAUUGAACUUCAUUUAUCAUUUCUUCAGUUAGAACAACAAUACGACCAAUACAAAUCGUCGAUCCGUACAAUACAGAUACUAUAUAUGCUCAGAUAAAAAGGAUGAAUCAUUUUUUCAAUAAAAUACUCGGCUAUUUUAUAAUAAAUCUUAUACACACAUUCGUUACUAUUUAUUGUACAAAGUAUAGUUCAAAUGUGUGUUCAGUAAAUAUGGCGUGUUUAAAAGAUGACAAUUUUUUGGUUUCCUGGGACAACUACAUAUGUACUUAUUUACAUAAUCGUUUCUAUUAACAAAAUGAUUAGUAAAUAUUAGAUUUUUGGCGAAUACCUAAAGUUUACAAGUCAUUCAGUUUUUACAGCAAAUUACAUUGAAAUAAUUAUCGCAUUAUCAUUCCACGUUUACGUUCACUUUUCUUAUUUAAACAAAACAUUAAAAACUAGCAGCAUUAGGAUGUGUCAGUGUGACUCUCUUAAAAGUAAAUAAGCAAAGGCAAAAGUCUUAUUUUCGUUCUAGAACUCGUACAGAGAUGAAAAAAAAUAAUCUUUAUCUUCAUUACAACACUAAAGUAAAAAUAAUAUGUGCAUUUGCAUAGACCAUUUUAACUAGCUUGAUCAUUUCAGUGUUAACUAUUAAUAAUUAAUUAUCUAAUUUAGUUCUAAAAAAAUAAUACAUAUUUAUAAUGUCUGUUUCUUUAUUUUAAGUUUCAAAAAUGUUUCAUUUUUCGAACAUGCCAUAUUUUAUGAUAUACUUUGUAUUUUACUUAUAGUAUUUCAAAUAAUGAAAAAAAGGAAUGCGCAUGUGUUAUUACAUGUCCGGUUCUUUGGUGCAUUAAUAUAUUGAUAUAUUUACGAAGUAAUCAAAUAAAUCAAAUAUUAUUUAUUCUUGUUAUCUUUAAUAUGUAUGUCUACAGGGUAAAAAUUAUGAACAGAAGCAAGUCAAUUUCUCAUGAGAAUAAGUAUUAGAAACGUCAAUAUUAUGUUUAAGUAGAGAACAUUAUUUUCAACCUGUAAUUUUUCAGUAGAUUUUAGAAAACUUCUAAUUGUGUUAUCAUUGUGCAUUUAUUAGAUUACAGUAUGGUUUCAACCUGAAAAAAUAUCACUAAAUUACUUCGAUUAAGAUAACAUGAAUAUUGUAAUAAUUACAGCAAUAUAUUUUAUGUAUUGCUCUAGCAACCAAAAGAAUUAUCCUUCUAAUUUUUUAAUUGUUUGAGAAUAUUCGAACAAAAACAGUUAUUAUUAAUUAUCCCAAUUGUUCUGAGGCAUUUUCUUGUUCUCAUCUGUAAACAUUUUUUAAUUUUUUGGUGCAAAGUAUAAGUUAUUUUGAACGUUACUUUGAGUUUGCAAUAUGACAAUUUUUUAAGCAAAGAGUAAAGCUAUUUCUUAGUUAUACAUAUAUGAUGUCAUAUAUAUUUAUUAAAUUUUUACAUUAUUGAUAAGUAAAAUGAAAUGAAUACUUAAUAUAUUUAUGUAUAAUCUUACUGUACAAUUCUUUCUUAAUGACAGUCCAGUAUGAUUUAUAUAUAUAUAAAUAUGCACAUCUAUGUUUUUUUUUAUUCUACUUCUCUAUACUAGGAAUCCCUUAUUGUGUACUUUUAGACAAAAAGUAAUUUCGUCGUAUUACAUAUUGUAAAAGGGAAACAGAAUAUUAAUUAAUAAUUUCAGAUUUUAUAAUUAAUUCUAUUUCGCAUUUUUCUAUUCAUUGUUUCAAAUAGGGGAUUUUACAAAUCCUGUAAAGGUAUAUAAUUAUAUCAGUAUAAGUUAUUAAAUAAUGUAUAAUAUACUACAUAGUUAUGUAUAGAAUUAUAAUUGUAUUUUUAGACAAAUAAUUGUAUUUUUAGGAUAUCCAGUAAAUUGAAGUUAAAUUAAAGAUUGAUGUGCAUAAAAUAAAAAUGAAUUAUUUAAAAAAAGAGAAAAUUAAAUUAAGAUACAAUAUGCUCAACAUUUUUUUUUCAUUUGUUGGGCAUAUAAACAAUAUUUUGUAAAUAAUUUUGUCAUAGAGAAAGAAACAUAUCAAUAUAUUUAAACGUAUGAACUGUAUUUUUUUAUACACCAUAAAAAUGCUUUUGUAAAUUAAAGAUAAAUAUUUUCAUACAUUCUUAUUUUAUCUAUUUCUGUUCUUUUGGUGGCCAUUCAUAGUUUAAAUUAAUACUAUUGAUAGCAUAAUGUAAAGGAUUAUUAUAAAUACGUUUUCUUUUUUUUUAAUAUUACCGAUCUUUCUAGUGCUGUGGCCGUUUAUAUUGUAAUGCUAUUACAGUUCGUGUAUGUGUGUAUUUCUUGAAUAGAUUAGACUUUGGUUUAUGUAUAUUUGGAUCAAUAUUACCAAAUAUUUCCUAUUUAUUAAGCUUUCAAUAUUCCGUCCACUAUUAUGAAAUUAUAUUUACAGACUUAUGAAAUAAUUUCUGGUAAUAACAUCUUAAUUAACUUCCCCUAAUUCAAUCGCGUCAGUAAGAGGUAUGCGUAAGUCAAACGAUUUCACCCGAACUU
Molecule: messenger RNA, 4823 nt
Organism: Hylaeus anthracinus
Lineage: Eukaryota; Metazoa; Arthropoda; Insecta; Hymenoptera; Colletidae
Gene: how
Product: protein held out wings
Exons: 8
Coding region: 154-1395 (413 amino acids)
Biological process (GO): regulation of mRNA splicing, via spliceosome
Cellular component (GO): nucleus
Molecular function (GO): mRNA binding
Source: RefSeq, a predicted model, not a curated record